Exserohilum turcica Et28A is the source of this 807-nucleotide messenger RNA. RefSeq lists its product as uncharacterized. The coding region runs from base 1 to 807 and encodes 268 amino acids. The transcript has 5 exons. The record is from RefSeq and is a predicted model, not a curated record. NCBI's taxonomy places the organism in Eukaryota, Fungi, Ascomycota, Dothideomycetes, Pleosporales, Pleosporaceae.
AUGACGCAUCCAAGCCAACGUGCUAGUGUCGAAUGGGCCAGCGGGAGAGCAGUCGGACGCACUACACCGUCUACCGUCCGUGGACAGAAGGCUGCCACGGCGGAGGUUCCAAGGAAAUGGGAUGACGAAUCAAGUGGGGGGCACACAGGCAGGCUGGUGCGGGCGUCGAGUGGAAUGAUACAGUGGCAGUGGCGCAAACAUCCUUCGCGCACCCAACUCCCUGGCGACGACGACGGCGGCGGCGGCAACAACAGCAACAACAACAACGACGACGACGACAAUGACAAGUACAAGCGGCACGCCUCUGCCCUCUGGCGGGCUCCGCGCGACGCCCGGCUGUCUCAAGGCGACAGCGCUGUCGGUUUCACAAUGGCGAUGCAGUUCGCACCAUGGACGACUUCCAGACGACCAAAACAUCUGCGCCACGCCUGGCGCCCGCCAACCAGCAGCGGCCGCUCCACACGGUACUCGGGCCCUGGCACCGCCUGCACCGCCUACAUACAGGCGGCAGGCGAUACAUUACAUACGCACGCACGCGGCAUCGAGGGCGGGCAAAAGCUCUCUACUACCACGACGGAAGCAGAAGCUUUGGCAGCGUGCCCUAGCGCCGGUAACUAUCCCCGCACGCCAGCCCCCAAGCAGCGCGCGCCCAUGUCAGCCUUGCGCUCCUACUCCCACGCUAAUCGCCCAUCAUUCCAUCGAAGCCCGCAAACGAGCCGGCGAAUCAGCGAUCGGCAGGCCAAGGGCUGCAACGAGCACGAGCAAGAGAGCAAAGAGGGCAAGAGGGCAAUGGCGCUUGGGCGCUAG